Monascus purpureus is the source of this 2239-nucleotide messenger RNA. The record is from the annotation of a GenBank genome assembly. Lineage: Eukaryota; Fungi; Ascomycota; Eurotiomycetes; Eurotiales; Aspergillaceae.
CGGCAAUACAUUAGAAUGAGGAUACAGUCUGCGCGCUUGACUCUCCUCUAACCCCGGCGGGUUUUCUGAAAGUCCAAUGCAGCUGUGAGGGUGAAUCGGCUGGUGAUGUUCCACAGAAAAAAGGUGCAUAUGCAUAGAGAUACUCGGGACUCGAUGCUAUCCAUGGAUGUGAUCGAAGGCCUGGCGAUGGGCUCACUCCGCCUUUCCAUAAGCUGAAAAAUAACAGGAAUGCCGUAGAUGAUUCCGGAUUUUCUUUUGAGGAAUGUUGGGCAUGAUCUUUGCACAGGUGAGGUUGCAGUAAUUAGAGUGCAAUCCAAUGACUUCAUCACCGUCGCCGCAAUCGCUCCAACGCAAACUCGGCAAAAUUGCGAAGACCAAGCUUUUUGAGCUUAUCUCGCAUUCGAGAGCUAGCACCACGUCUGGCCCUCUUUGAUGCGAAGAGAGACAUUUGGAACCAGGAAACUCUGCCAUUGACCGCAAUCCCCGUUCUGUGCAGCAGGUGAGGGGUCGCGAGACUCCCCGGUCUCCUCCGCCUUCUCCUCCACUCUCCCACGACCCAACCUCCCACAGAACGGCACUGCGUUGGAAGAUGCGAGUUAUCCGAAUACAAGGACUCUCACCAUCUUGAACCCGCCGAUCGAAGCAUCCACGACGCUCCGCCGCUGGUCUUGGCUUCCAGCUUCGAAAUCGGAACCUUGGCGUUCCCUUUCGAGCUGCCGGCCUGGAUUUCUGCCUACGUCGUCGAGAACGGUUCAUCACCUUGCAAAUAUCCAUCGAAGACGAAAUCCCUUGAUUCUGAUCCUUGACGCCUUGCAAAACGCUAUGAAUACUACAACCCCCUCUCCGAGCCCGGUCCCUGUGAACCCCUCCCCCAGUCAGAGUUCGCCCUCCGCAGGGACAAAGCGCAAGCGAAAUACUGGCAGCAGAUACUAUGCGGUCAAAGUGGGCUUUCAGCCUGGUAUAUACCAUGCGUGGAAUGACUGUCUCGCCCAGGUUACGGGAUACAAGGGCGCGGUUUUCCAGGCCUUUCCGACGUCUGAAGAAGCACAAGCCUUUCUAACGGGAUGCAGACUGCCGUCCGCGAGUGGUACUGCUGCGCUAGGGACGGAGCCUACAAGAUUCUACGGUAUCCAACGCGGGCAUGUACCUGGUGUCUACACAGACUGGUCCAAGGCGCAGGAGCAGAUCAAAGGCUUCGCUCGACCACGAUAUAAGAAAUUCUCCACGAGACAGGAAGCGGAAGAGUUUGUUAGGAUGGGCCAGCAGCAGGGGUCCGGUGCUGUGGGCUCCAAUACUGUGCAGAGACCGAUCUUUGGAGCUCCUGGCAUGACAACCCAGGCCCCUGCAGAUGAAAAUGGGACCCAACUAGAGCCUGGCACCGGACCUCUGCCUCCAGGUACGGAAGAUGGAUUUGACCCGAACGUGCUCUUGGAUCCUACGACGGGGAAGAUCGUGUACAAGACCCCUGCCCAGAAGGCUGCAACAAAGAUGAGACCAGUAGGACCGCCGGGUAUGUUACGUAUCUACACAGACGGGAGUGCGUUGAAGAAUGGUUCAACGGUGGCAGCGGCCGGUGUUGGAGUCUAUUUUGGACCAGAGGACAAGAGGAAUGUCUCCGAGCCUUUGAAAGGCAGCCGCCAAACUAAUCAACGGGCCGAGUUAACUGCUAUUCUCCGAGCCCUUGAUAUUGCGCCCCGCCAUCGCGACGUGACCAUUUUCACGGACAGUCGAUAUGCUAUUAAUUGCGUGACGGAUUGGUUUGUGAAAUGGCGUCGUAACCACUGGAUGACGUCGGACAACAAGCCCGUGGAGAACAAGGACCUGGUGGAAUCGAUCCUAGAGAAGAUCGAGGAACGGAAUGCAUUGAAGGUCAAAACGCUGUUCGAAUGGGUGAAGGGACACAAUCGAGACGAAGGUAACGACCAAGCGGAUCGCCUGGCGGUCUAUGGCGCGCGAAGGGGAGUCUCGGAAAGGAAAGAGGCCUCUGAACUGGUGCAGAAUAUUCCUGCGGAAGUAUUUGAAGAUGACGAUAUCUGAGCAGGUAACAUGGGCUUCUUUGCUUUGUAAAUUUCUCUGUGAUGAGUGAAGGUGGUGUUGUUUUACCAUUUGUUUGACAUGGGUUCUAUGCCGCAGGAUUGAAAUUGCAUCUCUUUGGGUAAGGCGUAUAGAGUGAGGAUCUCGAAAAAUGCACAAUUAAUAGUGCAGCACUAGAUUUUGUUGAAAUGUCAUUCUUAAAACA